Oryza sativa Japonica Group (Japanese rice) is the source of this 1642-nucleotide messenger RNA. The record is from RefSeq and is a predicted model, not a curated record. NCBI's taxonomy places the organism in Eukaryota, Viridiplantae, Streptophyta, Magnoliopsida, Poales, Poaceae.
CAGUUCGGGAUAGGAAGUGAGAGGCGCGCUGGGAAACUAUCUUCUCCACAAAUAACUAUCUCCUCCUCCUCCUCCUCUCCCCAUCAGCUCCGCCGCUCGCCGCCGGCCACCCUCCCCCCUUCCAUGGUACACCAUGCUUCUGGCGGCGGCAACUGCCACAGCAGCGCCGGUGUCGUCUAGCUCUAGCUUCUUCGCCGCGACGACAAGAGCCACCACCACCACCCGCUUCACUGCCCAGCUCCAGCUCUCGCUGCCACGCCGGUGCCGAUCCUGGUGGGGCAAUGGGAAAGCGCGCCGGAGCAGCCGCCGCCGCAGCCACCAUUGCUGGGCCGGUGGCGGCGCCGCGACGCCGGAGGACCACAUGGACGAGCUGCCGCCGGGGAGAGGCCGCUACCACCCGUUCGAGGAGAUCGCCGAGAAGCUCCAGGUCGACGACGGCGAGCCCGCCCACCUCACCGACGCCGAGUCCGCACGAACCAUCGUCGAGGUGAACAGCAAGGCGACGGUGAUGAUCUCGACGCUGAUCGACGAGGGCGUGCACGAGAGGAUCAUCCUGCCGGAGUUCCCCUACCUCACCGAUGAGAACGGAGAUAUUUACUUCGAGGUCGACAACGACGACGCCCUCCUGGAGAGCAUCAUGGGAGACGACAAGACUGCGCAUGUUAUCAUAGGGCUUGACAACACUCAGGUCUUUGCUGACUUGGAUCUGGCAGCGGCAUCUGCGACUGAGUUUGCUCAAGAAGACGAUGACGACGACGAUGAUGAUGACGACUCGGAUGAUGAGGAGAGUGACUUUGACGAUGACUUUGAUGGGGUGAUGAAAAAUCCUUCUCAGGAGGGUGUGUUUGCAGUCGAUGACGACGAUGGCGAUGAGGAUGGAGAAGACGAAGAUCUGCCUAGAUGGACAGAUCUAGAAACCAUGAAUUCCUGCCAUCCAUUGUACUUUGCAAGGAUGAUUGCAGAGACCUCAACCAAGUCUAGUAUAGACUGGUUGGACAGACCACCUGCAAGCCUUGUUGUUGAGGGUCAACUGAGACCAGCCUUUGCUGAAGAGAGCACCAUGGUUUCAAGGCAUUUAUCAAAUGAUGAACCACGGAAAGAUAACAAGGAGAGUGGUGCUACAUUUUUCAAGGUUGAGGUUCUGAGCAUUGAGCUGAUCACUGCAUAUGGAACUGAGCCAAAGGUAAAGAUAGGGGAAUACCGGAAAGCUAGGCCAGAUAUCAUUGCGCAUUCUGCACCGAACAUAAUAUCGCGCUUGAGAGCUGGUGGAGACAAGAUAAGCCAGGCUCUGAAAUCACUCUGCUGGAGGUGCAAGGCCAUCCAAAUAGAGGAGGCAGCUGUCAUUGGAGUGGACUGCCUUGGGUUUGACUUGAGAGUGUGCUCAGGAACACAAGUGCAGACACUGAGAUUUGCGUUCCCUGCAAAGGCCACUUCAGAGUUUGGUGCAGAGAAGCAAAUACACGAACUUCUGUUUCCUAGGAUACAGCAAGAGGGACAGUCACCACAAACUAGACAGAAAGAGUCUUGAUGUAAUUCGGAGGAGAUAAUUUAUUCAUUUGGUAGGAAUUACUAGCUAAAAUAAAAUAUAUGCCACAUGUCCUUUUUCUUCCAUUUAUCCAUGGGGUAGAAUUUUUAGAUUCCA